Dovyalis caffra is the source of this 693-nucleotide messenger RNA. NCBI's taxonomy places the organism in Eukaryota, Viridiplantae, Streptophyta, Magnoliopsida, Malpighiales, Salicaceae. The record is from the annotation of a GenBank genome assembly.
AUGGUCACGGCAGGAUCAAAUUCCUCGCCAAUUGACAAGCAAGAAUCGUCUUUGUCAUCUUUAUUAUCAUGCAGUAGUAGUUCUCAACAAGGUUCAUCCAAUUCGGACGAGGAAGUAAUUUUACUAGCAACAAGUCGUCCUAAAAAACGUGCAGGGCGGAGAAUAUUCAAAGAGACUCGUCAUCCUAUUUUUAGAGGUGUUAGAAAGAGGAAUGGCGAUAAAUGGGUGUGCGAAUUGCGCGAACCAAAUAAGAAGUCACGUAUUUGGCUAGGCACGUAUCCUACACCCGAAAUGGCAGCAAGGGCACAUGAUGUAGCUGCGUUGGCACUUAGAGGAAAAUCAGCGUGCUUCAAUUUUGCGGACUCGGCAUGGAGGUUGCCAGUGCCAAUUUCAAAUGAGGCUAAGGACAUUAGGAGGGCAGCACGUGAGGCAGCAGAGCUGUUUAGGCCUUCAGAACUUGGUGAUCAAACGAGGGAAAAUUUUUGCGGUGAAGUUUGUAGCAGUAAUGAUGACAUAAAAAAUCUGCCAUCUGAAGACGUGGGGUAUAUGGACGAAGAGGCAGAAUUUAACAUGCCAUUGUUGCUUGCUGAUAUGGCAGAAGGCCUUCUGCUCUCUCCUCCACAUUACACGGGGGACUCUAUGAAUUGGGAUGACAGAGAAAUUGAUAGUGAUUGGUCCCUAUGGAAUUAUUAG